UUUGUAGAAGCUUGGUGAGAACGUGCGCCGUGAAAUAGAACGUGAAAUCCAAGAAAAAAAAAGUUCCGUAUCGUAUGUUUCUUUGCAUAGCUAUAUGUUUUAGAUCUACCAGCAAUGAACAACUCGAUGGCUCUAAGUGAUACAAAACUAGUAUCUGAUGAACAUUGUCUUUCUGUCAGCGUUUCAUUCGACAAUCCAAGCUUCGCAGAAGUUGCCAUGCGCUCACUUUCCGUGGAUCCUUCUCCUCCACGUUCUACAGUUAAAGAACAAUUAAAUCAAAAGGGGUCCGACCUCAUCUGUACAUUUUCUGCCCCUGUCACUGUUAGCAAUAGAAACCAGCAGUUACGAAAAUUACGUAUUGCUGUUAAUAGCUGGCUUGAUCAUGUCAUUUUGGUUUCGGAAACAAUCAGUGCGUUUGGAACAAUGAACUCAAAUUUUACAUCUGAGCGAGCUAUUAAUGGCUUUUAA
Molecule: messenger RNA, 468 nt
Organism: Schistosoma spindalis
Lineage: Eukaryota; Metazoa; Platyhelminthes; Trematoda; Strigeidida; Schistosomatidae
Source: the annotation of a GenBank genome assembly